AUGAGCUAUGUGAAGCAAUGGAAGAGAGAGGCUAUAAUACAUCUCAGCCUCAUGACAAUUGAUAAUCUAGUAGUGGGAGAUAUUGAUCACCAGCAGGGACAUGUUUCAAAUGUGGGGAACGAUGAAGAGAUGGCAUUUUACGAGAAGUCCGUGCGUGAGAUUGCUCGAGGCGACUCAUACGUGUGUAUGAUCUGCACCGUGGAGAUGGACUAUACAUGUAGCAUGUAUGCAUGUGGAAAGUGCUAUAGGGUAUAUGAUUACGAAUGUAUAAGGGAAUGGGCCCUAAAAUCGACGAAACGGACAGCUGAUGGCAGUUGGAAAUGUCCAAAUUGUUUGCACGUAUCCAAGCAAGUGCCUGCAAAAGACAAGCCUCGAUGUUGGUGUGGGAAGGUUGUGCGACCGGAUGCGAACCCCAUGGACCCGAACUCAUGUGGUCAGACUUGCAACGCGCGCAUUUGUCGCCAUGGUUGCUCCCAGAUAUGUCACUUAGGGCCUCAUGAAGAAUGUAUGAGGACGAUAAGUAUCAAGUGUAGGUGCGGUAAGCAUAAGAAAGAUGUUUUCUGCCACGAAUUCCACGACGCCAAGGAAAGGGGAAGAUUCAGGUGUGAGAAUAAAUGCGGGAAAUCACUGCAUUGUGGUAGACACGCUUGCAAGAGACUAUGUCACUCUAAGUCCUGUGGGCCUUGUCCAGAGGUUUUGACAACUACCAACACAGACCUUUCACUCGUAUGCUAUUGCGGGAACACGCAUUUCAAAUCCAUCAAGUGCAAGGAUAUCAGGAUGGCGAAGAAACCGUCUGAAAACGCAAAUGGUGACACAUGGGUGGGCUUGUUUUCAUGUAGCAAGAUCAGAUCAGUUGAAUAUUCAUGUCAUCAGCAUUCAUUUCUUGAGGGUUGCAAGUCAAAUCCAUCAAUAGAUGGCAAGAAUCGAUGUCCUUUCUCACCUAAGUUUAUGAAAACUUGCCCUUGUGGUAAGACCACACUAAAGCAUUUGACUACAAAGAGAAAAGUGUGUACAGAUCCAAUUUUCACCUGCGAAUCGAGAUGUGGUAAGAAACUGAGGUGCGGUAAGCAUACAUGUCCUUUUAAAUGUCAUGAGGGCCCUUGCAUGGACCCGUGCAUUCAAACAAAUAUCCUCAACUGCUCAUGUCAACAAAGGAAAUUCAUAACUCCCUGCAACUUCAAGCAUAUGCCAAGUUGCAACAUUAAAUGUGAAUCUUUGAUGUCCUGUCGUCGUCAUAGAUGCAUAGAGAGGUGUUGUUCCGGCAAACCGGCAGCAGAAGUGAGAAGAAAGACCCCGUACGGAUCAAAUGAGUUGCAGGACGAGUCACUUGUUGAAGCAGAGCACAUUUGUCUCAAGGACUGUAAUCUGAUGCUUUCAUGCGGAAAGCAUAAGUGCCAGCGAAAGUGUCAUCCUGGGAAAUGUCCUCCAUGUCUAGAGAGCAGUUCUGACGAUCUGGUAUGUCCGUGUGGUAAAACAGUUGUUGAAGCACCCGUUCGUUGCGGAACCAAGCUACCUACUUGUGACUAUCCCUGCAUCAAAGUCGUACAGGGUCUUUAUCAGUGUGGACAUAAACCAAUGCCGCAUACAUGUCAUCCUUUAGAUCGACCAUGUCCUCCUUGUACAGCUCCUGUACAAAAGCGAUGCAAAUGUGGUAAAAGGGAUACGGUUCGGACAGUUUGUUUUCAAAAUGAUGUCUCAUGUGGUCAGAUAUGUAACAAACCAUUGCAAACGUGUCGACAUAAUUGUCAGAAGCUCUGCCAUUCUCCAGGAAACUGCCAAAGAAAAUGCAAGGGUACAUGUAAUGCUGAAAAGAAAUAUUGUGACCACAAAUGCACGAGACCAUGUCAUGGUAAAGAAAGCUGCCCUGACACGCCAUGCACCGCUAUUAUCAAAAUUACCUGUUCGUGUGGGUUGCUAGAAAAGGAAGUUGUUUGUGGGGCUUUCUCGAGAGCUUCGAGCCCUGCCUGCACCGAGUCCCUACCGUGUGAUGACUCUUGUGAAAUGAGAAAGAGGCAAUUGGAGCUAAAAACUGCAUUUGGAAUAUCCGAUGAGGCUAAUGCCUCCUCCACGUCUGGCCUUAUCUCUCAUGAAAAAUUGGUUUCAAGCGCAACGACCUUUGAAGAAUUGGAGUUGCCCUUCACCGAGGUAGCUUUAAAUGUCUACUCUAAACAUUUUGCAUGGUGCUCUUCAAUAGAAAAGGUUUUGAAUUCUUUUAUGGACGAUUCACAAAAAAAUAGUCUUCACUUCAAACCUAUGAAACCACCGCAACGUAGCUUCAUUCAUGAGCUUGCAAAGGCAUACAAGCUUUAUUCUGAAUCUCAGGACCGUGAGCCAAAGAGGUCCGUUUACAUUAAUAAAAUGGAAGGAAGCGGGUAUGGUAAACCAUUGCUAUCGUUAAACGAGUCACUGCCAAUAUAUGUUUCCUUCAAGGAGCUCGAGAAAGAAAGGAAGUCCGAUCACUUCGAAUCAAAAACUACAGUAAGGCUCAUAAAUUACACUUCAAUGGAUACUCCAAAGAUCAAACCUGCUGAAAAAAAUGCAUUUAUAAUUAAAAAUAUCGCUAGGGGGACAACAGAGCAAGAUCUCGAGAGAAUUUUCUCAACAUACCUUAAGCACACUUUGGUUAAAAAUCCACGAUACAAAUUGGAUGCUGCCGGAAAAACUGCAUUUAUAUUUCCGGAAGAUUAUACCAACGUUAAUGUUAAUGUACAAGAGGACUUAGAAAGACUUGUAGGUCAUUUUGAUUUCAUCAUCAAGGAUUUAUUCGUUGCAGAAACCGUUGGACUAUGCAAGUUUGACGUGAGAUUACUUGCUGAAGACCAGAUUGGCUUAUAG
This is a messenger RNA of Zygotorulaspora mrakii, 2838 nucleotides long. RefSeq names its product Fap1p (gene FAP1). The transcript has a single exon. Gene Ontology annotation, biological process: negative regulation of transcription by RNA polymerase II. Gene Ontology annotation, molecular function: RNA polymerase II transcription regulatory region sequence-specific DNA binding; zinc ion binding; DNA-binding transcription factor activity, RNA polymerase II-specific. Gene Ontology annotation, cellular component: nucleus. NCBI's taxonomy places the organism in Eukaryota, Fungi, Ascomycota, Saccharomycetes, Saccharomycetales, Saccharomycetaceae. The coding region runs from base 1 to 2838 and encodes 945 amino acids. The record is from RefSeq and is a predicted model, not a curated record.